Molecule: messenger RNA, 1413 nt
Organism: Glarea lozoyensis ATCC 20868
Lineage: Eukaryota; Fungi; Ascomycota; Leotiomycetes; Helotiales; Helotiaceae
Product: C2H2 and C2HC zinc finger
Exons: 4
Coding region: 1-1413 (470 amino acids)
Biological process (GO): regulation of transcription by RNA polymerase II
Cellular component (GO): nucleus
Molecular function (GO): DNA-binding transcription factor activity, RNA polymerase II-specific; RNA polymerase II transcription regulatory region sequence-specific DNA binding
Source: RefSeq, a predicted model, not a curated record
AUGGACCGCAAAACCCGAUCAACGUCGGGAGCCCGCGAUCUAUCAGAUGCGAUGCUCCCCCCAGAGGAUCCGUUGCCUUGUAAAGUGUGCAAUAAGAUCUUCCCAACAUUCGAAAAGUUUCACAAGCACAAGUUCGACAAAAAGAGUCAUUUUGGAUUGUUUUGUCUAGUCUGUUCAAAAGAUUUUGCAACCCGCGAGGCGUGCAAGGCUCACCAGCUUCAGUAUCAUGCUGCGAAACAGAACCUGCAAUGCCCAGCAUGUGCUCAGCGCUUCACUCGUCUCGGCGGCUUGAUCCAUCAUAUCGAAUAUCAAGAUUGCAAACCAGGUGGAGACCCGACUGAGUUUCGAGACCGAGUCAAACAGAAAACCGCCAUUUACAAUGAUCCCGUUAAUAUGCGUAAUCGUACUGAAUACGGCCAGACAUCUGGAGACUUCCGUGAAGAUGAUUUGCUCACCUUCGACAACGAUGGUCCCGAAUCGGCUCAGGCCAAGUCUGUCAAAGCGACUCCUGAAAUUAUCUAUGGUAAACCUUCUCGUCCAACCCCGAAUCCGACGCCGAAUCCAACCAAGCUGAGGCCCUCGACUGAAGCAACACCGUCCAAACCCAGAGGACUGUCUGCGCGAUUCGAAGCAGGUGAUUUAAUCAGUUUCGAUGAGACAUCUCAAAAUUUGAAGGACCCCCGGGACGUUCCUCCCCAGCGAACAGCAAAAGGCGUCUAUGGCAGCUCUACGGGCUCGCAAAUAUCAUCGGCCAAAGGUCCUAACAACCCCCAGCUAAAGUCUGCCUGGUCUACAAAGAAAGACUUGUUCCCAUCCACCGAAAAAGUCACUCCGUCUGUAGGUUUCGCAAAUCCACCACUCCCCGAGCCAUCUUCGACCAUCGUCAACACUGGGACACCCCCCCAAAAUGAAGCAAGACGGGACGGACCUAAACCGCUUGUUCUUUCGCCAUUUGAUCCUGAUAACCCUACCUUUCGGGCAGACAGUUUCUUUGAUCCUGAUAUAUUGCCACUUGGAAAAUAUAAGUGUCCUCAUACUGGCUGCGGGAAAAGCUGUCCUACCUCGAACUCUUUCAUAAGCCAUUUAAAAUCAGCCAAACACGCCGUGCAAAAGCUUCAAUGUCGCAGAUGUUUGAGGUACUUUGCUUCCGCAACAGCUCUCACGCAACAUUCCGAAUCGCAAGGCGUUAAUUGUAAUGUCCGGGACACUGAUCAGUUUACUGCUUGUGUCGACGAAUUUACCGCCGGUACUGCCGCUCCUGCUGGUCGUUUUAAGGACAAUACCAUCAAAUAUGUGGUCAACAAAUUUGACAAACUUGAAAUCGAUAAAGCGAAGGCUGCCCUUGAUGCCGCUAACAAGGCUCAUGCUGCUGAUCAAGCGACUUUUUGGACCAGACAUGUACCGAAAUACUAA